Molecule: messenger RNA, 2644 nt
Organism: Falco peregrinus (peregrine falcon)
Lineage: Eukaryota; Metazoa; Chordata; Aves; Falconiformes; Falconidae
Product: multiple epidermal growth factor-like domains protein 6
Exons: 14
Coding region: 457-2556 (699 amino acids)
Source: RefSeq, a predicted model, not a curated record
GAGCAGCCCACCCAACGCCAUGCCCUGCUGGGGAAUACCAGCCGGCCAGGGGCUCUGCAUCCUGCAUUCCAUGCCAGAGAGGAUUCUACUGCCAGGAGCUGGUGUCAGGAGAUCCCAAGCGCUGCCCACCACACUCUUACUGUCCUACAGGUUCACUGAAACUUGCAUACCAGCUAUGCCAAGGAUUCAAAUGUCGUGUGCCUCACUGUGAUCCCAGACUUGUACAAACCUAAUGUGUGUCUUCCUGUAGGCCAGGUGAUGAGGAGGUGGCAAUGAGCAAGCGUGGCAUAGUUGCCGCCUUGCUUUUCUGGGAGUCAUUUGUUAUACUCUGACACAGUUCUAGAGUCCUGCCAAAUCACAACAGUCUUUCUAGGACUCUUUAUUGUCUCUGUGGUCUCCCUUUCAGGCACAUGGGUUCCUUUCACGUGUCCUGAAGGCACCUUCACUCCUGUAAAUAUGACUGGCCUCUGGAAUGAGAAGGAAUGCCUGCCUUGCUUGCCUGGUCACUACUGCAGGCGUGGACAGCUGGAGGGGAAGUGUGCUGCUGGAUACUUCUGCCUUGCUGGGAGCUCUCAAUCUACUCCACAGGGCCACAGCUUUUCCUGGAGCCUCCUGGCAGGGUGCCGCUGGGGUCAGGUGUGUGCAGGGCUGUGUCCUGCAGGUUUCUACUGCCUGGAAGGAUCUGAGGUACCUAUACCAUGUCCUGCCAAUACUAUUAGAGAUGUUCCAGGGGCUGUGAAGAGAGAAGAUUGCCUGCCCUGUCCACCGGGCCACUGGUGCAAAGCAGGGGAUUCGGAAGCAUAUCCAUGUCCAUCAGGACACUAUUGCUUGGGAGGCAACAGCAGCGACCACAGCAGUCUUCUGGUACCUCAGAAAUGCCCACCACAAACUUACCGCAAGCACCCAGGGGCUCAGAGCCUGGCAGAUUGCCAGCCAUGUCCUCCAGGCUAUCACUGCCCUUUAUCGGGUCUGACCAGGUUUGAGGAUUAUCCCUGCCCCCCUGGAUACUGGUGCCCUGGUAAAGGAGAUGUUUUCCUUUGUCCAGCUGGCACUUCCAGGAUCCAGCCUGGUGCAAAAUCAUUGGAAGAGUGUGAUCCCUGCUCACCUGGAUACUAUUGCCCGGAUCCGGCACAGACAGGGCUGCCUAACACCCAAGGGGUGCCUUGUGAACCUGGCUAUGAAUGCCCAGCAGGUUCAGUAAAUCCAAAACCUUGCAGGCCUGGCCGAUACUGUGAUACUCGCACAGCCGUGCCUUCAGUGUGCCCUGCUGGCUAUUACUGUCCUGAAGGAUCGUCGACAUACAAUAGCCCUGAGCAGCUGUGUGUAUUUCCCCACUACUGCCCCCCAGGCAGUGCCCAUCCACUGUCUUGUGAAGGCGGGUAUAUGGCCCUCGGCUUGCCUGGUCCAAGGGAUUCAUCUGAGAAGUUCUGCAGAAUCUGUGAUGCAGGCACCUAUCGCAGUGACACUCUCAUCACGGCACCCUGUCAGCCCUGCCCAGCAGGCUUCAUCUGCCCACAAGGCAGCGAGAAUUACCACAAGAAACCUUGCCCCAGUGGCCAUUACUGCCCUCCCCUGGCAUCUGCCCCUCUGCCCUGUCCCCCGGGGACCCAUGGGAGCAGCAGCUUCGCAAAGCGUAUAGAGGAUUGCCAGGCCUGUCCUGCUGGCACCUUCAAUCACCUUCCUGCUCAGGCUGCCUGCUUCCCCUGUGGCAGCUCGUCUUCCUCUCAGCCUGGUGCUAGCAGCUGUACCUGCCGUGGGCUGAACCGGGCUUUCCAGCAGUCAGAUGCCUCCUGUAUCUGCCGGGCAGGUUACGUUUACUAUGAUGAGAGAGGCAAGAAAGACCCUGACAGCAACAGCGAUCAGGACUGCCAACCUCAGGUGGAUGAGCUCUGUGCUCCUGGAGAGGUCCGUCUGGCAUCUACGCGCCAGUGCGUUUUUCCUGAGCGAUAUGACUGCUCUCCUUCUUGUGGACCUGCAGGUGGAGAGAUUAAUGCAGAGCUGGGCAUAUGUCACUGCAAGCAGUAUGUCUCUGCUGAGGAGCUCUGUGACCAGCUGUGUUUGCUGAAAGCCCCACAGAUCACCUUGGGAUUUGGCAUCAAUAGAGAGCUGCUUCUGAGGAUGAAUGAAGGAGAAGUGCGGGAAGUGGCAAACGUCCUGGGCCCAGAUGAACAUGUGCAGAAAAGCCAGCGGGUGCAUUUAGUUCUGUUUUGUCCCACUGGGGUGCUGGGUUUCAUUGUCUCCAACACCGAUGUUCUGGAUGCAUUUCUCACUGGAGAUUUUUCAUCAGAUCAGUUGCUGCAGAAAGGCCGUCGAGUCCAGAGGACUUCCUCCAAAGAUAUCCAUGCCUUGCCCCUUGUUCCUAACCCAGUAGUAUGUUUGGAAGCAGGAGACACGAUCCUUUUCCAGCUUAGCAUCAAUUCCCACAGUCGUUCCUCCAGCCAUUACCCUGUUUAUCAGAAGCAGCAUCUAUAUAACAACAACCCAGGCUGGGAUUUUGGACCCUUCCGAAGGCUAGACCACCUUAUCCAGGAGACUCACCUCAACAUCUCCUGGUAAUAUCUGCUGUGAUUAAUAGUGCAUGUGUUACGGGCAGGAUUUAAGACUGAGUCUUUCAUGAAAUCAGUAGGUCCUUGGCACUGAGCAG